This is a messenger RNA of Acromyrmex echinatior (Panamanian leafcutter ant), 258 nucleotides long. Its product is annotated as vitellogenin-1-like. NCBI's taxonomy places the organism in Eukaryota, Metazoa, Arthropoda, Insecta, Hymenoptera, Formicidae. The record is from RefSeq and is a predicted model, not a curated record.
CCCAACGACAAUCAAUCUUUUAGUGAAUUUAAAGUCAUGGAGGAUUCAGUUGGCGGCAAAUGCGAAGUCCUUUACAGUAUUUCGUCAGUGAAGGGAGAUAAUUUGUCAAUAUCUUUGCCACAUCUCCACAAAGAUGCUCAACAAUUUAUUAUUACAAAAACGAAGAAUUAUUCCAGAUGCGAACAGCGAGUAGCUUAUCAUUCUGGUAUCAUUAGUAAAAUGAAUUGGAAACCAGGAUCUAACGAUGGAUUUCUUUCG